AGGUCGCCAUCGAAGUGGAUGUUUUGAGAUCUUUUAAUCGUUUUAAAUAUAAUUACGAAACUGUUGACAUAUGGCUGUGGCCCGUUGGUGAAAAAUCCAUCAAAGCAUUUAAAUGGGGGCCUUUGUUGAGUAUUGAAUCAUUUUUGUUAAUUGUUUGUAAAACGAAAAUUGUACAAACGACGGGUCACGGAAAUCGUUAUUGGUUAUGGUAAAGAGGGGAUAUUCAUAGGCCCAAUUGUGCCAGCGACCCAUUGUAGAGAAACAAUUCACUGAAUUAUGACAGUGAAAGAAAAAGCUCCAAACUAUUUGAAGUAUCCCAAACUGUAGAAUAUUAGACAAUGCCAUAGAAAGGAAUGGGACAGUCUUUUAACUGAAGUAUUCAUUGCGUUUUCAUGUCGAUGAAAUUCAUUUUGGUAGAAUGAAAAAAUCAGGCAGUCUUGUUCUACAGUCAAACGGUAUGAGCAGUCUAGCCGCGUCUUUUACCUCCACCCAGAAUGACUUAGAAAGAUGGAAACUGUCGCGCGAACUUCAGCAAAUUGAGUGUGAGGAAUAUUAUACGCGUAUGAAUAAAGGUAGGGAAAUUCACAAACUGAAGGACCUUGUGUUAGAAUACAUAGCGACUGGGUGUGUCUACAAACAGCACCGAUUUGAAAGAUAUGAUCCUUUCAAAAAAGAGGAAUCCAUUAAGAAAAGGGAACAAAAACGUUUACGGCAUCAAAAACGAUCUGACUCCUCUAGUAAGUCCUUAACAACGAAGAAAACAAAAGAAGAAAUCAUUCCUCCAAAAUUAGAUCGAAGCAAAACUAUGGUAGAACAUGUGUUAGGAGAAGUCAGACAGCCUAGUCGCGCAGGUAGAGUACAUCAAAGCUUACCCGAUAUAACUCGACCUAUAGAAAAUGUUCGUAUACAAGACGAUUUUACUUCCGGAGGAUACGUCGAUGAUAGCGUUUACAAUGGAAUGCGGAAGGUAGGCCUUUCGAAUCACGAUAAUGACGACACGAAAUCAAAGUUAUCUGUAAGUUUUCUGCCGACGAUAAAGCGUGUUGCGCUGUGGGAACAACCCCAGAAAGACCAGAAGGAAGAAGAAAGGAGAGAAAGAAUACGUCACAAAAGAUACCAGCCAAACUUGAAGGAGGAAUUUCAAAAGAUGUUCCCAGGAAAUUGUAAAACAUCAUAUUCAAUGAAAAAGUUUAUUGACAGGGAAACCAGAAAUGUCAUUCGUGAUAUAGACACUGUUCCGAGGAAGCUUAACCGCAGGGAGCAAGACCAUUUAAUUAAAAAAUCGCAGUUACCGGAAUUUAUUGACAGACACAAGUCGACGUCAGCCAUUCUUCGAGACUUCCGUGACAUUAAAAGGACCCUCAAAACUGACAGUAAAGAUCGCAAACAAGUUGAGGAAAACGAAAAGUACAACCAAAUUCUCCGCUUUCUCGAGUUGGCUGAAUCCUUUGAGCAGUGCGAUGAGCAGUAAAUCCGAAAAAUUUCAGAUAACCACAACCAUUGAGUAAAUCCUGUUUGUAUUACGAUUGAUUUUCAGCUGAACAAUGUUUGUUGAAAUAGUUAUAAGCCUAAACACAUCAACGCGAUUCUUAUGAGAAGGCAUGCCCAUUGAAUUAUUCAAUAUGCGUGCUUGAGCUCGAGAUCCAAACAUUAAAAAAUAAAAUCAAAUGCUCAAACGUUCAA
Messenger RNA from Magallana angulata, 1683 nucleotides. RefSeq lists its product as uncharacterized. NCBI's taxonomy places the organism in Eukaryota, Metazoa, Mollusca, Bivalvia, Ostreida, Ostreidae. Bases 419 to 1471 code for a protein of 350 amino acids. The transcript has 2 exons. The record is from RefSeq and is a predicted model, not a curated record.